Copidosoma floridanum is the source of this 1451-nucleotide messenger RNA. Its product is annotated as LITAF domain-containing protein. The record is from RefSeq and is a predicted model, not a curated record. NCBI's taxonomy places the organism in Eukaryota, Metazoa, Arthropoda, Insecta, Hymenoptera, Encyrtidae. Gene Ontology annotation, molecular function: zinc ion binding.
AUCUCCGAUCUUGAGCUCAAGCUUCAUUCAGUUCACGCUCGCGUAUCCUAUUGUCAAGUUGUCAACUUUCAACUUGUUUGCAAACUUUGCAUCUUUGCAUGAGUCGUUAACCAAAACGUUGUCCAUCGUUUAUCGUUUAAAUUUUCCCUUCAACUUGUGCGUAUAUAGGUACACAACUUGCAAUCUUCAUACUCAUCUGCAAAUUAGUAUAAAAAUACUCUCUGAACGCAAAAACCGGGUGGUCAAAACUAUUAGUACCAUGAACAAAAAGGGAUCACCACCACCCUACGACCAACCUCCCCUUGCACCACCCAGUUAUGCCCAGUGUGUAGGUGGUGUGCCACCAGCGAGUCCAUUUACCCCAGCUGAACAAUAUGUCAAUGGACCUGCAAUAGUAACGACAAUAGUUCCUCUGGGGCCUGGUUCAACACACACAAUAUGUCCACACUGUUAUUGUGAAAUCACUACCCAAACGAGAACAGAGCCUGGACUGAUUGCUUACAUUUCAGGAUUUCUCAUUGCUCUCAUUGGAUGCUGGGCAGGCUGCUGUUUGAUUCCAUGUUGCAUAGAUGAGUGCAUGGACGUUCAUCAUACAUGUCCAAACUGCAAGGCAUAUUUGGGUCGUCACCGUAGAUAAAUGCGUUGUCUGCCACAAAUGCUUUUUUUAUAAAGCCUCUUUUACAUUGAGAGUAUUUCUCUGAGCUUCGCGGUAAAUUAGUUAAUUCACGCGUGCACAAAAUAUAUUGUAAUAAAUGAAUGCUUAAAGCAUAGUUGCAAGCAUAAAAAUAUUGUGAAAGUCACUUGAAAAUUAAAGUAUUUUUUUUUAAGGAUUUUGAUUGAUUAUUUUGCAACUAAACAAAUAAUAAACAAAUUUUGUUUUUCAAUUUGGCAUAUGACUUAUUUUCAAGUUUAGUUACGUUUGAUUUAUUUACAUGAAAGCUUUGAUAUGAAAAAGUCAAAAAUAAAUGAUUCAUUAGUUUUGUACUUAAUAAGUUUAAAUCAAAAUCCUUGGCAAUAUUUUUAUAUUGUAAUACAAAUAAAAAUCUAUAUUGUGUUAGUAAUAAGAGCAAUUGUUAGUGCCUUACUAUUGAUAAUUACCACUACUACCAAAAAUACUUAAAUAAUAUAUAAUUGUAUGGAUCCCCAUCGCAUUGUUAUCGAAUAUUACAUCGAAUCUUUGUUAUAGAUGAUAUCCUAAUGCAUAAAAUAGCUUAUUUGGAGAAUUGACUUAAAAAUUUCCGAAAAAUUGAAAAAUACUUGCAAUGCUAUUAAAGCUUUCCUUCCAUUCAACAUUACUUCGUUGCAUUUAAUAUAAAUAACUUUAAACUCCUUGAGUUAAAAAAUAAAAAAAAAUAAAAAAAACAUUUUUUGUCAUUGACAAGUCAUUUAUUGAUAUGCAUAUUACAAGAACUGAUAGUUAGAUAAAUUCAGUGCAAUAUAUGUAUUUUAAG